AUGUAUAAUGAGACACAGACUACCGUAACUGAGUUUCUUCUUCUUGGAAUCCAAAAUCUUAAAACUUUCAAAUAUGUUUACUUCGUUCUUCUAUUUGUUUUUUAUUUUGUGACAAUAUCUGGAAACCUACUUAUUAUAUGGUUGGUGACAGCAAACAGAAGUCUACAUACACCAAUGUAUUUUUUCCUCACACAACUCUCAACUUCAGACGUCUUGAUGGCUACAAAUAUUACUCCGAACACUCUUAGUAUUGUGCUCAAAGAGAAACUUGCAAUGUCCUUUGCUGGCUGUAUUUCACAAUUCUUUUUCUUCUGUAUGACUAUUUGUGUUGAAUGUCUUAUUCUAACAGCAAUGGCUUAUGACAGAUAUCUGGCAAUCUGUUAUCCUUUGCGAUAUAACUCUUUAAUAAACUUAAGGCUUUGCAGUAAGUUAGCUAUAAUUUCUUGGAUAAUAAGUUUCUCUUUAACAUUCAUUGAUACAAUAACUAUUUCUCAAUUAAGAUUUUGUGGACAUAAUGUCAUUGACCAUUUCUUUUGUGAUCUUGUUCCAUUAUUGGAGCUUGCUUGUUCAGACACCUCUAUAGUUCAAAUUGAAGUUCUCAUAUUUUGCAUUCCUGUGGUUCUUUUUCCACUCAUAGUUAUCCCAACCUCUUAUAUUUAUAUUGUUCUGGCCAUCCUUAAAAUCUCAUCAGAAAGCGGAAGACAGAAAGCCUUCUCCACCUGCAGCUCCCAUCUUACAGUGGUUUGUUUAUUCUAUGGAACAAUACUUGCAAUUUAUAUGCUUCCAAACAAAGGAAAAUCAUUGACUAUUAGCAAAGUUAUGUCAUUGUUAUACACUGUUUUGACACCUAUGAGUAACCCGAUCAUAUACAGUCUCAGGAAUAAUGACAUCAAGGAAGUCAUUAAAAUGGCAUUUAAAUUGAAUUGA
Messenger RNA from Pelobates fuscus (common spadefoot toad), 927 nucleotides. RefSeq names its product olfactory receptor 1468-like. NCBI's taxonomy places the organism in Eukaryota, Metazoa, Chordata, Amphibia, Anura, Pelobatidae. Gene Ontology annotation, molecular function: G protein-coupled receptor activity; olfactory receptor activity. Gene Ontology annotation, cellular component: membrane. The record is from RefSeq and is a predicted model, not a curated record. The transcript has a single exon. Bases 1 to 927 code for a protein of 308 amino acids. Gene Ontology annotation, biological process: G protein-coupled receptor signaling pathway.